AUGGAUCAAGAAAUGGAGAAGCUAUGGAAAAAGUUCUCACUGACAGAGGAAGAACAGGAUGUCAUUGACUUAGAUUCUCCGAUCUCUGAGGCUAUGGCAACUAAAUACAAAAGGUGUGUAGUAGGGAGAUUGUUGUCCGGUAAACCAUUCAAUGCUAAGGCUCUUCAUAGUGCCAUGACAGGAGCAUGGAGAAUCAGUGGAGGUUUUGAGAUUUCAGAGGUUGGCAAAAGCAUUUUUGUUUGUGAAUUUUCGAGUGUGAGGGACAAAUUGAAGAUCCUACGGGAAGCACCUUGGCAUUACGAUCGCCAACUAAUCAUUUUGGCCGAGCUAACUGGAGAUGAGCAGCCGGCCGAAAUGAAGCUGGAGUCUUCGCCGUUCUGGGUCAGAUUAUGCAAUGUUCCCCUAAACUGCAGGGACCGAGCUAGUAUCAUUCGAAUAGCAGGAAGGGCAGGUACUGUUCUUGAAGUCAGAGAUGAGGAUGUUAACACCUGGGGUAAACACUUGAGGGUUCGAAUACAGGUAAACGUUACGUCUCCCUUAAAGAGAGGAGUUAUGGUUAGAAAUAAAAAUGGUGACAAAGUUUGGGUGUAUUUUCGUUUCGAAAGAAUGCCAAACUAUUGUUAUUGGUGUGGGCACAUAGGCCAUGUUCAUGAUGAUUGUGAAGUUAUUCCGGAUGACAUAGAAACCAAGGAUUGGCCCUAUAGCCCGGCAAUGCGAGCCUCUCCCUUUCGACGUGUUGUGGGUUCACGAUCAAGCGAAAGCAAGGAUAAACAGCCUGCGGAAUCGGGUGCUAGUGAAAAUGAAUCAGUCCAAGCUGUUCGAAGAGUCUUGCAAAUGGAUGAAGAGGGAACUACAGGGGAAGAGAGUGAUCAGUUACAACAAGAGGAUGCAGGUUGUGGCAAGGAGAUAGGAGACCAAAUUGCUGAGAAAGUAGCGAUCUUGGGUCUCACAGAAGGGAGAAAUACAGCUAUUACGCCAGGCAAAGUGAAUGAUUCGGAGGGAAGGGUUAUUGCAGGAAGUGGAAGUGGUGGACUAGUAGCGGCUAGUUGCAAGAGACGCUCAGGGUCAGGAUUUAAAAGGGCUAAGGCGGCAGCUCGAAAAGGAAUUGGGACCCCAGUAAGCCUGAAACAGAGGAGCCCUGCAGGGGGCAAGCGUAAAAUUGGUUUGCAAUUAGUUGAUGAGUCAGGUGAUGUUGUGAUGCGAGAACUUUGCCCGAAAAAGACCAAAAUGUCUUUGGCUGAUUCUUCUCACGGUUCCCUGGAGGUGGCGGAGACUGCGGAGCAGUCCCGCCGAUCAUUAUGA
Molecule: messenger RNA, 1302 nt
Organism: Mercurialis annua (annual mercury)
Lineage: Eukaryota; Viridiplantae; Streptophyta; Magnoliopsida; Malpighiales; Euphorbiaceae
Exons: 1
Coding region: 1-1302 (433 amino acids)
Molecular function (GO): nucleic acid binding; zinc ion binding
Source: RefSeq, a predicted model, not a curated record